AUGGUCAAGACACUUCCCUUUGGUGAUAUCCAAGUCCCAUCGCCGGGCUUCGGCGCGAUGGGUCUGAGCUUUGGCUUGGGCAGUAACCUAAGUUUUGAGGAAGCUGAGCCGGUUCUCCUGAAGGCAAUCGAGCUGGGAUGCACUUUCUGGGACACUGCUGUGGUCUAUCAAGCCGGUGUGAACGAAAAGCUGCUGGGUGACUUUAUCAGGAAGCACAAUGUCCGCGACAAAAUUUUCAUCGCCUCGAAAUGUGGGUUCAAUGUUUUCAACGGUGAUCGUUCCGUCACCAACUCUGCCUCCCACAUCAAGGAGUACAUCGAAGGAACCAUUGAAAGACUGGGAUUCACUCCUGAUCUGUAUUAUCUGCACCGGAUUGAUCCUAAUACCCCUCUUGAAGAGUCCAUCCCCGCUCUUGAUGAGAUUCGCAAGGCUGGGAAGACCAAGUACAUUGGUCUCUCAGAAUGCUCUGCAAAGACAUUGCGCAGAGCUAACUCAAUUGCCAAAAUUGAUGCCGUCCAGGCUGAAUACUCAGCCUUUGAGACAUUGCACGAGACAGACGACCUGAUUAGCUCCUGCAAGGAGCUGGGAGUCGCCUAUGUUGCUUAUAGUCCCUUGGGACACGGCUGGCUUGUAGAUAAGUUCGACUACCAGUCUCCUAAUGACUUUGCCCCAGAUGAUUUCCGGCGGAAUUCCCCCAAAUUCCAGGGCGAGAAUUUUUAUAAAAACAAGGCAAUUGUCGAAGAGAUUAGGAAGCUCGCUUUCCAAAAAGGCACCACCGUCAGCCAGAUCGCACUUGCCUGGGUUGCGUCUCAGGGAAUGAUUGCUAUUCCAGGCACAACCAAGGCAUCGCGACUAGAGGAGAACUGGGCAUCUCGGGACGUUGAGUUAACUGAAGAGGACAAGCAGGAGAUGCGCAAGAUUAUCGAUGCUGCUAAGCCACAUGGCAACAGAUAUGCGCCUGCACAGCAAGCUAUGGUUGGCCAUUAA
Messenger RNA from Aspergillus chevalieri, 987 nucleotides. RefSeq lists its product as uncharacterized. Gene Ontology annotation, cellular component: cytoplasm. The transcript is spliced from 6 exons. Lineage: Eukaryota; Fungi; Ascomycota; Eurotiomycetes; Eurotiales; Aspergillaceae. The coding region runs from base 1 to 987 and encodes 328 amino acids. The record is from RefSeq and is a predicted model, not a curated record.